Molecule: messenger RNA, 4129 nt
Organism: Thermothelomyces thermophilus ATCC 42464
Lineage: Eukaryota; Fungi; Ascomycota; Sordariomycetes; Sordariales; Chaetomiaceae
Exons: 1
Coding region: 148-3978 (1276 amino acids)
Cellular component (GO): membrane
Molecular function (GO): lipid carrier activity
Source: RefSeq, a predicted model, not a curated record
CAAACCUCAUCACCCACACCGCAAAACCUCGAUUGUCACGAUACUCGCAUCUGCAUCUACAAUCGACACGAAGGGACAUUGAUUCGGCAUUUACUAGUUUGAGAUUUCCCGCUCGGUCGUGCCGCUGAGCGGCUAAUCUCAACGACCAUGACGAAACUUCCUGGACUCGUCGCAUCGGGCGGGCUCCUGCUGACGACGCUCGGUUCCGUCGCCGCCGACGUCUAUACUCCGAAACACGAAGCCGGACGCUGCGCGAUUCGAGGGCAUUGCGGCUCAAAGAGCUUUUUCGGCAGCCAGCUGCCCUGCGUCGACAAUGGGCUCGCCGAGGAACCAGACGCCAAACUGCGUGGGCAGCUGGUUGAGCUCUGCGGUCCGAAAUGGGCCCAGGGCCCCGUUUGCUGCACCGCGGAGCAGGUCGACGCGCUCAAGUCGAAUCUACAGACGGCGAAUCAGAUUAUCUCCACGUGUCCCGCGUGCAAAGACAACUUCUACAACAUGUUCUGCACAUUCACCUGCUCGCCCGAUCAGUCCCUCUUCAUCAACGUGACCAAGACGAUGGAGAAGAACGGGAAGACGCUGGUGAGGGAGCUGGACCAGCUGAUAUCGGAGGAGUACGGAUCAGGCUUCUAUAACAGUUGCAAGGACGUCAAGUUUGGGCCGACCAACUCGAGGGCCAUGGAUCUGAUCGGAGGCGGCGCCAAGAACCACGCCCAAUUGCUCAAGUUUCUCGGCCAGGAGCGGUUCGGGGGUUCGCCCUUCCAGAUCAACUUCCCGACGAGCUAUCCCGAGGAGAACAUGGGUCCGCUCGAGAUGACGCCCAAGAAGUGCAACGACGAGGACCCCAGCUUCCGGUGCGCCUGCAUCGACUGUCCCCAAGUCUGCCCCAAGCUGCCGGCGGUCAAAGAAGAGGGCUCGUGUCAUGUCGGUGCGCUGCCAUGCCUGUCGUUCGCGUCUAUCCUCACAUACGGCGUCGCGCUCUUCGUCUUCCUCGCUGCCGUGGUCGGACGCUUUGUAUGGACCAGACACGCGAAGCGGAGGAGCGAGCGCUUACGGCUGCUCACGGACGCGACACCGAGCGACGAUGAGGACGAGGGAUACCUCACCCAAAACGGUGCCAUGUUCGAUCGCCCUCGAAACGCAUACAUUGUCAACACCUGGUGCGAUGCCGCCUUCUCGCGGUUGGGACACACGGCUGCGCGGUUCCCCGCCUUGACUAUCGCUACUAGCACGCUGGUGGUGCUGUUGCUCAGCUUCGGCUGGUUCCACUUUGAGAUCGAGAAGGACCCGGCCCGCCUGUGGGUGAGCCCGACGUCCGAGGCGGCGCAAGAGAAGGCCUUCUUCGACGAGAACUUUGGGCCAUUUUACCGCACGGAGAAGAUCUUCCUGGUUAACGACCUCAACGCCUCGGCACCGGGCCCGGUCUUGAGCUACGACACGCUCCUUUGGUGGAUCGACGUGGAGGCGAGCAUCCGGAACCUCAGGGGUAGCAAGUACGGCAGCACGCUCCAGGAUCUCUGCCUCAAACCUGCUGGGGAUGCUUGCGUCGUUCAGUCCGUCGCGGCUUACUUCCACAACGACCCGGAGGAAGUAGACCGACAUGGCUGGAAGGCCAAGUUGAGGGAGUGCGCCGAUUCCCCGGUUGGGUGCCGUCCCGAAUACGGCCAGCCUUUGGAGCCGAAUAUGAUUCUCGGAGGCUACUCCGAGUCGGGUGACCCCGCUGACGCGACAGCCAUGACGGUCACCUGGGUCUUAAACAACUACCCCGAAGGUUCACCCGAGGCAGCCCGCGCGAUGGACUGGGAGGAAGCGAUGAAUAACCGGCUGCUGGCCCUUCAGGACGAAGCCAAGGAGCGAAACCUUAGGCUCUCAUUCUCUACCGAGAUCAGCCUGGAGGAGGAGCUCAACAAGUCGACCAACACGGAUGCCAAGAUCAUCGUCAUCAGCUAUAUCAUCAUGUUCCUCUAUGCAUCCAUCGCCCUUGGUUCCACGACGCUGUCGUUCCGCGAUCUGCUGCGCAACCCGGCCAUCUCGUUCGUGGAGUCCAAGUUUACGCUCGGCGUGGUGGGCAUCGUCAUCGUUCUCAUGUCCAUCACGGCGUCCAUUGGUCUCUUUUCCUGGGCAGGACUCAAGGCUACCCUCAUCAUUGUCGACGUCAUUCCCUUCAUUGUUCUGGCUGUUGGCGUCGACAACAUCUUCCUCAUCGUCCACGAGUUUGAGCGGAUCAACAUCAGUCAUCCUGAUGACGUGGUCGAGGUUCGAAUCUCCCGAGCGCUCGGCCGUAUGGGCCCCUCGAUCCUGUUCUCCGCCAUCACCGAGACGAUCUGCUUUGCGCUAGGCGCAUUUGUCGGAAUGCCCGCCGUGCGCAAUUUUGCCAUCUACGCUGCCGGAGCGGUGUUCAUCAAUGCCCUCCUCCAAGUCACCAUGUUCGUCUCUGUCCUCACGCUCAGCCAGAUCAGGGUCGAGGACUCGCGGGCGGAUUGCUUUCCGUGCGUGCAGGUCAAGUCGGCGAGGAUACAUCUGAACGGGAACGGCGGGAGCAACGGCGCCCGCUACUAUGAGGUGCCUGCGGAGGGCAUGCUGCAGCAGUUCGUCGGCAAGACGUACGCACCGAGGCUGCUGAAGAAGAAGACCAAGGCGGCCGUCAUCGCCGCCUUCCUCGGAGUCUUUGCUGCUGCGGUCGCGCUGCUGCCGGAGGUUAAGCUUGGAUUGGAUCAGCGUGUUGCUAUUCCCGAUGACUCGUACCUUAUCCCGUACUUCAACGACCUCUACGACUACUUCGACUCCGGCCCGCCCGUAUAUUUCGUCACGCGAGAGUUCAACGCCACGCAGAGGGAGCAGCAGCAGAAGAUCUGCUCACGCUUCACUACCUGCCAGCAGCUCUCGCUGACCAAUAUCCUCGAGCAGGAACGCAAGCGGGAGGGCGUGUCGUACAUCGCGUCUCCCACCGCCGGGUGGCUGGAUGAUUUCUUCCAGUGGCUGAACCCCGACAACGAGGCUUGCUGCGUCGACCGCCGCAAGCCGUGCUUCUGGCGGCGCGACCCGCCAUGGAAUAUCACCAUGGCCGGCAUGCCCGAAGGGGACGAGUUUAUUUACUAUCUCGAAAGGUUCCUGACCUCCCCGACCAACGAGGACUGCCCCCUGGCGGGGCAGGCGUCGUACGGGUCCGCCGUUGCCGUGGACUCGGAGCGUAGCACGAUCCGCGCCAGCCACUUCCGUACCAUGCACUCCCCGCUCCGCAGCCAAGACGACUUCAUCAAGGCGUACGCCUCGGCCCGUCGCAUUGCGCACGACAUCAGCUCCAGCACGGGUCUCUCCGUCUUCCCUUACUCCGUCUUCUACAUCUUCUUCGACCAGUACGCCUCCAUCAUCCGGCUGACAGCCGCCCUCCUCGGCUCGGCCGGUGCCAUCGUCUUUGUCGUCUCUUCUCUCCUGCUCGGAUCCGUCCUCACCGCCGCGGUCGUGACGGCCACGGUGGCCAUGGCCCUCGUGGACAUCCUCGGCGCCAUGGCGCUCAUGGGCGUCAGCCUCAACGCCGUCUCGCUCGUCAACCUCAUUAUCUGCGUCGGCAUUGCCGUCGAAUUCUGCGCCCACGUCGCCCGCGCCUUCAUGUUCCCCUCGCGCACCUUCAUGGAGCGCGCUCGCAACCGGUUCCGCGGCCGCGACGCCCGCGCGUGGACGGCGCUGGCGAACGUCGGGGGCAGCGUGUUUUCGGGUAUCACGAUCACAAAGGUCCUCGGCGUGGCGGUGCUUGCCUUCACGCGGAGCAAGAUAUUCGAGAUUUAUUACUUCCGAGUAUGGGUGGCGCUGGUGGUGUUUGCGGCCACCCAUGCGCUGGUCUUCCUGCCUGUCGCCCUGUCGCUCGUCGGUGGGGAGGGGUACGUUGACCCGGAGAGCGAGGGCAGCCUAGAGGAGGAUCUUGCCAGUCGGCGGUAUCGGGCUCUUAUGCCGGAGGGGGAGUCGGAUUCGGAAGAGGACUAGGGGGCUGAUGCGUUGGGGACUCGGCUGAGCAAUGGAGGUGAAAGUGCGGGAGUGAAGGGAGCCCCACGCUGAUCGUGUCUGGGUGCGGCGUCGGGUGUGGCGACACCGUCGACGCCUAGACCAACCCUCGGUUCGCUGCCGCGUGCUGCCG